AUGCAGCAUCUUCGUGCCAUUCAUGACACGGAAAACAGCAAGCGUGGCGGAGUAGACGAAGAAGAUGACACCGAAGCGGUAUGGAUCCCUUCAGCUGUACAACCCAAAGACCGAGCACCUGGCUUUUCUCUCAAGGAGGACGAUGCCGGCAAGACCAGCGCGUCGUCGAGCAAGCCAACCAUCGCGAAUCAACACAAUCUGCUCCUGCCAUCAUCCGUAUUUGCAGCGGACGAGAUCUCGCUUGCGCAGGCGUAUGAAGAACCUGCACCGCAAGGACUCCAGCCUGAUAUGGACCCGCACUUGCGACAAACGCUGGAAGCACUGGACGACGAUGCCUUUGUUGACGACAAGCUCGAAGACGAUUUUUUCACGGAUCUUGUGCAGGACGGAGUUUGGUCUGGAGAGCGAACGGCCGGUGAUGAAUGGCGUGAUCAAGCGCCGGAAGGUGAUGAUAUAUGGCUGGACCCACUGGAGCGAGCAAAGAAAGAACGAGACGCUGUGGGCGGCGACGAGUCGGCCUUGAGUCUGGAAGCACGUGUGGCGUUGUUCAAGGAGCAACAGAAAAAGCUAGCAGCUUCCCAAGGCGAUAGUGACGACGCUCACGAAGACGAAGAUGCAGCUGCUGAUGAGGAGGAUCGCGAUACGCUGGGUGAAUUAGGCCCUUCUGCGGCAGCAAGACGCUCUGGCCGUCGAACAGGAUCGGUGUCUUCGACAGGCUCGGCACUGGGAAAAAAGGGCAAGCCUGGUGUGCUGGCACGGCGUGCAGCGUCGAUGCGUGAAGGAAGUGUUGGUGGUGCAUCGACCGCAUGGACUAUGACGUCGUCCUCCAUGUUCCGGAAUGAAGGACUCACCGAUUUGGACUCGCAGUUUGAUCAAGUCAUUCGCAGUUACGGUGGGCGAGCGACAGGGGACCCUGCGCUGGAUGCACUGACCGGCGCGUUUACGGAUGUACACGACGGUGAGGCUGACAUGGACGAUCCAGAGGCGGACGAACUUGACCAUGAGACAGCUGAGAAACUCACGCGGCAAGAUCUCGACCACAUUCUCGACGAUUUUCUAGAUCAUCAGGAAGUCAUUGGAGGCAAGCUUCGACCGACACUGGGCGACCGAACAACGACAGCGGAUGAGAAGCUCGAGCUGGUACGCAAAGCUUUGGGGCAUGCACAUAUUCGCGAGGGCGUCGAUGAUGAGAACGAGGACGAAGAGGAUUCACAUGCUGCGCAGUCUGCCCAGGAAAAUCCGUUCCUCAACCCCGAUAUCAUUGGUCGUGAUCGAGAGCAGUGGGACGUCGAAACGAUCCAAACAACCAAGACGAAUCUGGAAAACCAUCCCCGGACGAUCCGUGCAUCAGACAGUGUUCGUGGCAGUGUGACCGACCGAUCAGCUGCGCCGCGAACCGUGUCGAUGUCCAGCGCUAUCGGUGGCCACGACGACCGCCGGAUUCCCAAAAUCCGCCUCCACCCACGAACAGGUAUGCCGCAAGUCGUCGGCUACACAUCAGCACGCAAGCCACCCAAGUGUGAGCGCAACGAAGCACUUGGAUCUGCGCGUGCAUCAUCGCCCGACAGUGACAGCAAUGGUGAUGGUGAUGGUGAUGGUGAUGAUGAUGAUGAUGAUGAUGAUGAUGACGAAAGCGAGAGCGCUGACAAUGACGUUGGUACAAAGCCUCUACAUGCAGGAGCCUCGCAGCCUCGGGGCCAGAUCCACAGGCGGGACCGCAACGAAAGUGCGGAGGAACGCCGGCAGCGCAAGAAAGCCGUCAAGCAGGAAAAGCAGCAGCGCAAACAAGCCAAGUCUGCUGCGAAAAAGGCAUUUGCCGCCGAGCGGAAGCGCCAGACUCACGCGACGAAUCGCCAGGCAGAGUCACGCGGCGGCGUCGCCGGGAUGCAUCUAGCAUGA
This is a messenger RNA of Malassezia globosa CBS 7966, 1899 nucleotides long. RefSeq lists its product as uncharacterized. The transcript has a single exon. Gene Ontology annotation, cellular component: cytosol; preribosome, small subunit precursor; nucleus. Bases 1 to 1899 code for a protein of 632 amino acids. The record is from RefSeq and is a predicted model, not a curated record. Gene Ontology annotation, biological process: ribosomal small subunit biogenesis; ribosomal small subunit export from nucleus. Lineage: Eukaryota; Fungi; Basidiomycota; Malasseziomycetes; Malasseziales; Malasseziaceae.